GCCGCUCCUGCGGACCGGUUUCGCCUCGGAGAGCCGGCAGGUCUCGGCGCUGCAGCCGCGGUGCUCGCCUAGCUGCUUCCCGGGGAUCGCAGCGGGCUCAGGUUUGCCUUAGGUCCGGUCAGUGCCAUGAUCCGCCAGGAGCUCUCCACAUCCUACCAAGAGCUGAGUGAGGAGCUGGAUCAGGUGGUUGAGAACUCAGAGCAGGCGGACGAGCGGGAAAAGGAGGCGGUCAAAGUCCAGGGUCCAGGGAUCUUACCAGCCCUGGACAGCGAGUCCGCCUGCAGCAGCAUCCGCUUUAGCAAGGCCUGCCUGAAGAACGUCUUCUCCGUGCUGCUCAUCUUCAUCUACCUGCUGCUCAUGGCCGUGGCCGUCUUCCUGGUCUACCAGACCAUCACGGACUUUCGUGAGAAACUCAAGCACCCUGUCAUGUCGGUGUCUUACAAGGAGGUGGAUCGCUACGACGCCCCAGGCAUUGCCCUGUACCCCGGUCAGGCCCAGCUGCUCAGCUGUAAGCACCAUUAUGAGGUCAUUCCACCUCUGAAGAGCCCCGGCCAGCCAGGAGACAUGAACUGCACCACCCAGACGAUCAACUACACGGACCCCUUCUCCAAUCAGACCCUGAAAUCCGCCCUGAUUGUGCAGGGGCCCCGGGAGGUGAAGAAGCGGGAGCUGGUCUUCCUCCAGUUCCGCCUGAACCAGAGCAGCGAGGACUUCAGCGCCAUCGAUUACCUCCUCUUCUCUUCUUUCCAGGAGUUCCUGCAAAGCCCAGACAGGGUAGGCUUCAUGCAGGCCUGCGAGAGCGCCUAUUCCGGCUGGAAGUUCUCGGGCGGCUUCCGCACCUGGGUCAAGAUGUCCCUGGUGAAGACCGAGGAGGAGGACGGGCGGGAGGCGGUGGAGUUCCGGCAGGAGACCAGCGUGGUUAACUACAUUGACCAGAGGCCAGCGGCCGAAAAAAGUGCUCAGUUGUUUUUUGUGGUCUUUGAAUGGAAAGAUCCUUUCAUCCAGAAAGUCCAAGAUAUAAUCACCGCCAAUCCUUGGAACACAAUCGCUCUUCUCUGUGGGGCCUUCUUGGCAUUAUUUAAAGCUGCAGAAUUUGCCAAACUGAGUGUGAAGUGGAUGAUCAAAAUUAGGAAGAGGUACCUUAAAAAAAGAGGUCAGGUAAUGAACCACAUAAGCUGAAGUCGCUUGCGUUGUUUGAAGGACUGCCCGAGUUCAUGGAAGUUCUCAUCACUUCUGCUUUGGUAAACCUAGCUGCCAGCAAUCCUGUCCUCACUUGAAGAAACGAGCCUUGCUGGGGGCCUGCCUGUCACACUGCAGCUUCUAACUGGUCCUCAGAGAGACUGUCUAGAGCCCAAUGGAACAGAUCCAGUGGAUGACCUUAACUGUUAUUUAAGUAUUUAAAUUAUUAAUGAACAUUUUUUGACAUAUGACAUGAAUAGGGUGUGUGGAGGAUGGAAUUAGAUAUAAUCCAGUUUCCUGAAGGUUUUUGGAAGCUGCCUUCCUUCUCGGUUUGGUGUAUAGUUAAGGUCUAACAGGAUGAUUAAGGCUCUGACCUUAGGUUUUUUUCUUGAGAUUUUUUUAAAUGGACAGGAGAGUGUGAUUUUCUUCUCCCCCACCAGUGACUUCUUUGGGUGGGGAGGUCAUGCCGUGGAACCGGUGUACCGUGUGUGAGGAAUGCAAAACCCCUCACGUCUCUGGUGCCGUCUGCCAGCCCCUGACACCCUCUCUUGUUUAAUAUUAAAUGAGACUUUUUUUUAAAGCUACUAGAAAAACUAGUAAUUAGAUCUCUUGUGGACUGACUAGCCACCUACCUGUCUGGCUAGAAUGUUGGUUGAUGCAGGUGUGAGUUCGGACUGAUUAACAUACAAAAACACUAGGACAUGUGUACAUAGUAGGUGCCUACUCAGUGUAUUUUGAUGAUUUCAUUAAUAGGUGAAUGAAAGUUAGGUUAAUACAAGAGGAAUCAGUGUGCCAGUAUGCAAAGCUGCUGAAUCAAUAGGCACCAGUACGCUUUCAUUCCGUGACCUCCAAAUAAAAGGGAGCGUGAGCCUGGACUCCCACGAUGGACGGGUCUGGACGCCCGAGGUACAUCAUGACCACGUCCAGGGAAGGGCAAGGUGGGCAGGCGAUAGAUGGCAGGUGGUCAGGAAGUGACAAUAAAGCCCCAUGAAUAAGCUGUGUUAGCUCUUCCUGUCCUACAAACCCCCCACCCAUCUGAGAAAGGGGCCCUCAGGAUGACCCUCAGAGCUUUCAGCCCAGCCUGUGACAGAGAUGAGUAACCUCUGGGUAUUUUUCACACGGUAGCCAUUGGCUGAUUUAAGGUUAUGAAGAUUAUUUCCAGAGUUUUAAAUUAUUUACAUGCCCUUUGCCUCCAAAGAGGACUUGGCAGCAUUUCUUCAAUUUUGUAACCCGGUUUUAGAUAAUUCAAAGAGAACAACUCAAGUGUAUGAGUGGGGCAAUUUUAAUCUCAUAUCUAGUUAGCAGCAAGAAACUGUGGUUUUGGGUUGAAUUAUUAAAAGUGAACUUGUGUAAGGAAAUAUUCCCUGCUAUUUUUCUAUGGCACAGAAGCAGGUACAAACUUUAGCCUAGGUCCUGUCUCUAUAAAAUCUUAUUGUAAGGCAAAUGCAAAGCCAGGCAUUAAAGCUUACGUUAACAGCACUGAAAAACAGGUAUGUGUAUUUUUAAAUUCUCUCUAAAGAUGACACACCACUUUAAUAUUAAAUAGCUAACAAAAUUUGCUCCAAUGAACAUAUUAAAACUGUACUUCCUGUACUGUAGAAAGUUGAGAGACCUCUUGAACGUGCUUUCAAGUAAGCAGCUAAUUAAUUAGGAAGUGGGCAUUUCUAGCUCUCUCUUCCACAACAGCUGUUAGCUGCAGCCUGCCAGAAUCUACUCUGAAUGUAUGCCUAGACCGUCCACAAAAUAGACAUUUAGACCCAACCGUCUCUUCUGGGGAGGCUGGGGCUUGCCUUUUGCUGUGUUCUGUAGCAGGGUCACCCUUUCCUUCUCCGUGUGCUGCCCCCCGUUGUCAGUGAUCCCGGCCGGCCUUAGGUGAGUGUACAGCAUCUGGCAAGAGCACUGGGCCUGGACGGCUGAGGUGGCGGCCAUUUGAGAGCAUCGUAAGAUAGGAGCCACGUCCCGAAAGGAAGAGGAGUUUCUCCUGGUCUCACGGCGAGCAGAACGAGGUGCUUUCACGGUGACCUAGGAAUAGUGUGCUAGAGUUGUUUUUCGUGGAUGUGAAAGAGUAGAAGCAGACACCAGUAGUUGAAAACUUUGUAACGAUCUCCCUGCCCCCAUAAAAAACACUGCUGUUAUUACUUAUUAUAGAUUUUGAGAUUUAUCCUCCUAGGUCUAUUUCAUUUUAUUAUUUUAUUUUGGCCGCAGCAUGUGGAUCUUAGUUCCCUGACCAGGGA
Molecule: messenger RNA, 3413 nt
Organism: Lagenorhynchus albirostris (white-beaked dolphin)
Lineage: Eukaryota; Metazoa; Chordata; Mammalia; Artiodactyla; Delphinidae
Gene: PACC1
Product: proton activated chloride channel 1
Exons: 8
Coding region: 127-1179 (350 amino acids)
Cellular component (GO): cell surface
Source: RefSeq, a predicted model, not a curated record